Molecule: messenger RNA, 605 nt
Organism: Theobroma umbraticum
Lineage: Eukaryota; Viridiplantae; Streptophyta; Magnoliopsida; Malvales; Malvaceae
Product: Wound-responsive family protein
Source: RefSeq, a predicted model, not a curated record
CUGCUCCCUACUCUUUAUUUUAAAGAAGCUCAUACUUAAAUCCAAGGACCGAAGCGGAAGAGUCGAGAGAAUGAGUUACCUGAACAGAGUGUGGAUGGCGACGAGCAUGGCAGUGGUGCAAGGCCACGGCGAAAACCAAGGUCAAAAAUGGAAAUCAGGCGUCAAGUUUCUCCAACGGGGCCAGGGGAGGCUCUUCGGUGGGGACUCAUCUGACCUACGGCCUGUUUCCGGGAUGAUCGGCUCCGAUAUCUCCGGGAUGGUGGGGAACCUUGAUGCUCAAGCCGAUGAGUCGAUCCGGCGAGUCAUGUAUCUUAAUUGCUGGGGCCAAGGAUAAGACUAGAGUAGACUUCUCUAUCUUUUGUUUUGGUUUUUCCCCUCUUCACGUCCUACCCCUCCAACAACGAAAAGAGGGAAAAUUACUGUAGAGGAAAGGGUGUGGAAGCUGUAAAUGCGGAAGUUGUACAGAGGACAAAAGGGUAUUGUUGGGGAUGUAAAUUUCGAUGCUCAGCUUUUGGGGAUGAAUGGAUUUUAGGGUAUCAAAUGAAACAAACACUUGUAAAUUUUUUUUGCUAUCAAUUAUCUACUCUUUUGAUUGUAAGGUCUAA